AUGGCCCCCACUAAGAAGUCCAAGUCCGCAAAGUCGACCGAGUCGAUCACGGCCCGCCUCGCGCUCGUCGUCAAGUCGGGCAAGUACACCCUCGGCUACAAGAGCGCCCUCAAGCAGAUGCGCAACUCCAAGGCCAAGCUCAUCCUCAUUGCCGGCAACAUCCCGCCGCUCCGCAAGAGCGAGAUCGAGUACUACGCCAUGUUGUCCAAGACGACCGUCCACCACUACGCUGGCACGAACGUCGCUCUCGGCACUGCGGCCGGCAAGCUCUUCCGCGUCGGUGUCAUGACCAUCACCGACCCGGGAGACUCUGACCUCCUCGCUUUCGCAGAGGCUCAGCAGUAA
Peniophora sp. CBMAI 1063 is the source of this 345-nucleotide messenger RNA. NCBI's taxonomy places the organism in Eukaryota, Fungi, Basidiomycota, Agaricomycetes, Russulales, Peniophoraceae. The record is from the annotation of a GenBank genome assembly.